UUUCAAUUCGUGACAUGACUCAAAAUAUUUCUAAAAUUUCGUGUGAGAACAUAUAGAACUUUUGUACGCAAGCAAAUUUUGUAUCGCGUAAUUUGCAGCAUGUUCACACUAUUAUCAUUUAAGCACCAACUAUGUUCUCUGGGAAAUUCCUACGAUGUGAUUGCAGAUGCCUGCCGGGAUAAAACAAAGUUCUUCAGUUUUCUGGACUCCAGGGAGUGGAGAAGUAUGAGGCGCAGCUUUCGAAACUUCCUGAAUGCAGACACAUCCACUUAUCCCAUAUAUUAUUGGUUUGUCCUCAUAUUUAGUCUAUACGGAGCGAUACAUAGCCUUAUCCUAUUUACGAGGUCAUUCUUCACCAAAAAGGUUGACGGGAAUACCAAAAAUCUAAAAAUUGUCAGAAGAUUCAGCAUUGCUGCUGCCUUCAUACAAGCAAAUAUCUGGACGCUCUUGUUUUAUGCUGCGUUAUUUGUUUCCCCUCGUCACAUGGCUCCCUGGUUAUGGGUCCAUUUGGUGGUAUUUGCUUGGAAGCUGGUGGGGGCGACCAUAAGUGCCCACUUCGGCCGCAAGAGUGGUCUGCGAACUCGGACCACAAUAUAUGCAAUCGUAUAUGUGUUGGUUAUAUGGCUGGUUUACCAGGCUAUGAGGUCCUUCACCGCUGCCUUAGAACAGGAUGUUCCAGAAAACCUAAGGCUCUGUUUGCAAUUCAUAGACCCUUUAUUCAAAUAUGUAAAAGGCCAUUGCAACGUAAUAUAAAAUAAAUUUUUCUUUUA
This is a messenger RNA of Drosophila teissieri, 770 nucleotides long. RefSeq lists its product as uncharacterized. NCBI's taxonomy places the organism in Eukaryota, Metazoa, Arthropoda, Insecta, Diptera, Drosophilidae. The coding region runs from base 100 to 753 and encodes 217 amino acids. The record is from RefSeq and is a predicted model, not a curated record. The transcript has 3 exons.